Dromiciops gliroides (monito del monte) is the source of this 1122-nucleotide messenger RNA. It is a transcript of the gene MTNR1B, whose product is annotated as melatonin receptor 1B. The transcript is spliced from 2 exons. Bases 1 to 1122 code for a protein of 373 amino acids. NCBI's taxonomy places the organism in Eukaryota, Metazoa, Chordata, Mammalia, Microbiotheria, Microbiotheriidae. Gene Ontology annotation, biological process: G protein-coupled receptor signaling pathway. Gene Ontology annotation, molecular function: melatonin receptor activity. Gene Ontology annotation, cellular component: membrane. The record is from RefSeq and is a predicted model, not a curated record.
AUGCUGCGGCGAAGGCAGGAGCCGGGAGAGCGGCGGGCUGGGGAAGCAGUGGUCCGAAUGCUGGAGAAUGGCUCUCUCCACAAUUGUUGUGAGUUGGCCGGAUCUGACGGCUCUUCAGCCUGGGAGGAAGAGGCUCGGCCCUUUUGGGUGGCCCCGGCUCUGUCCAGCGUGCUGAUCAUCACCACUGCUGUAGACCUCGUGGGCAACUCUCUGGUGAUUCUCUCAGUGUUAAGGAACCGAAAGCUCAGGAAUACAGGUAAUAUGUUCUUGGUGAAUCUGGCUUUGGCAGACCUGGUGGUUGCCUUAUACCCCUACCCUCUGAUCCUGAUGGCCAUUCUCCACAAUGGCUGGACCCUGGGUGAGAUACACUGUAAAGCCAGUGGAUUUGUGAUGGGCCUUAGUGUCAUUGGCUCUGUCUUCAACAUCACUGCAAUUGCUAUUAAUCGGUACUGCUGCAUCUGCCACAGCCUUGGUUACAAAAAGAUCUACAGGGCUUGGAACACUGUCCUCUAUAUCUGCCUCAUCUGGGUCCUCACAGUUAUUGCUCUGGUGCCGAAUUUUUUUGUGGGCUCCUUAAACUAUGACCCCCGCAUCUAUUCCUGCACAUUCAUCCAGACAGCGAGUGCCCACUACACCAUCGCGGUGGUGGUGAUCCAUUUCCUUGUCCCUAUCACCGUUGUCACUUAUUGCUACCUGCGGAUCUGGAUGCUGGUGAUUCAGUCCAGGAGAAGGGUCAGGCUGACAAUGAAGCCCAGACUGAAACCAAGUGAGGUCAAGAAUUUCCUCACCAUGUUUGUGGUCUUUGUGAUCUUUGCCAUUUGCUGGGCUCCACUGAACUUCAUUGGUCUUGCUGUAGCGAUUAACCCUCUGGACAUGGCUUCCCGGGUCCCAGAUGGGCUAUUUGCCACAAGCUAUUUCCUGGCCUAUUUCAACAGCUGCCUGAACGCCAUUAUAUAUGGUCUUCUCAACCAGAAUUUUCGGAAGGAAUACAAAAAAAUUCUUUUGUUUCUGUGGAUACCAAGGCUUUUUUUUCAGGGCAAUUCCAAAGACAGGACUGAUAGUCAGAGGAACAAUUCUGCUGCUUCAAACAAGAACCACCCAAUAGAGACCAACAUCUUAUAA